This is a messenger RNA of Sphaeroforma arctica JP610, 967 nucleotides long. RefSeq lists its product as hypothetical. NCBI's taxonomy places the organism in Eukaryota, Ichthyosporea, Ichthyophonida. The transcript has a single exon. The coding region runs from base 1 to 873 and encodes 290 amino acids. The record is from RefSeq and is a predicted model, not a curated record.
AUGAAUUCGCUACCCUCUGAAAUCCUACAGGACAAUGUCUAUGGUAUUCUAAACGCUGCCGAUCGCCAUCAAUUGGCAAUGGCCAUACCGCGGUCGUCUAAACACUUGCAUGGCGACGAAGGUGCACUUGAUGAGUUUGUUCGUACCGGUGGUUCGUCGGACGUCCGGUUCUCGCGUCCAUUCGCUCUCACACACAUUGUGUACGAGCUACGCCAUGUAAUCAAGGACCGGGGACUUCUAGCCAAGUACUUGAGCUCACACCCGGCCCCGGUGAUGAUGGAAGAACAUCAUGGAAACUUGGAAGAUACGACGCUCGCCUUCCCCCAGUACAUUCAAGUUUCUGAACCCACCCGUCUCUCGAGAUCUAAGACUUGUAACCCCGUCUACUUGGACAAGGUUCUUCAGAACAACUCGGUGCGACACGUUAACAGCUACGCAUUUACUGAGGACCUCACCCGUUAUAUAUCGGGUGUAGACAGCAUUGAGUCCCUUACGUUUAUAUUCAAAGUAAGUAAUAUGCACUUGUUGUCCAAAUUCACUCAGUUGAGGUUCCUCUCAGUGUGUCAGAAUGGGCACGAUUUGGAACAGCUGCCAUCGUCCGUCUUAUUCCUCCAAGUACCGGAACUACCGGAUCGCGUUCCUCAAAACGCCACCAACCUCCGACUUGUCGAGACCCACGAACCGGUUGAUACGAGCACCCAAGCCGUGUGGCGCCGAGUGUGCCCCGACAUUAAGUUUGUGGUUAGACAGGUAUUUGAAGUGGAUGGGCACGAAACAGUGAUUCUCGACAGUAACGUCGAUUGGUACCAACACUCGGAGUUUAAGCGCACGGUAAUGAAAGAUCUCAAGUUCCCCCUCCACUUUAGAUUUUGACCAAGAGAGAGCACAGGGGUUUGUUAGCGAUUAGCACAUUAGCGUCUGAUCUACACCGAGAGUAUAUAUUGUUGUAAAUAAAAGUUAUUUAAAC